CGAACUCAUGAGCCCUGACUCCAAAGCCCGUGCUCUUUCCACUGCGCCACGCUGCUUCUCUGUAGCAUGGUGCUUGGCCACCUAGUAAACAAUCGUAAUUGCAAUUAUUAUAGUUUUAAACUUUAGAAUUUUUUUAACCUCACCUUCACCGUAAAAUGAAUAUUCCUUUAGAGGUUUAGCUGACAUGGAGGAAAAGUUUUUCAAACUCCCUUUGAUAUUUAAUUGUAGUUUAAGUAAAUAGAUAAAAAGACUGCUUGGGGCAUCUGUAUUAGAAUAAUCCAUAUACAUACUCUUUUGAAAUACAAACAUUUGGAGUGGUAGGGUGCCAGUUAGAAUAUAAACAAGGAAUACUUUCCUGAAAUGUUCACAACUUUCCCAAGACAUGUUAGAAAGCCCAAGUGUCAGGUAUGCAGAAACAUGCUCAUAUAUGCAAAGAGUAGUGUUUUGCAGAAGUCCAUGAUUGAGUUUGGAGAGCAUCCCCUGUAUCAAAUGACAGAACACAUACGUAAUAAAUGAAAAUAAAACCUCAAAACAUUACAAAUGGCCAUUUCUCCCAUAGUUACCAAAUAGUCAGGUCUUGCAGAAAAUUGAGAAAUAUUUGAUGUACAAAAAAAAAAAGCCAACCUAUCUUUCAUAGCAUUUCUGACCAAAACAUUUUGAAAAAUAUGUUUUUUUCACUGCCAUUUUAAAAUGUCAAUUUUGGAUUAUUGGAAUGGGGCAGUAUAAAAACCAAUGUAUCUCAUCAUUAACACUGAAAAAAUUAAACCCGCGAACUCUUGUAUCCCAAAUUCACCAAAUGCUUCUUUUUUUUAAAGGUAGCCCUUUUUUCUUUAGGAAAUUUUUUUUUUGGUCCUUUGGUUUUUUUAAAUGUAUAGGCUAAAGUUUUUUCCAAGUAUUUUAAAAUAAAUUUUGAAAAACUUCGAGACUUGGCAGAAAACAUGCAAUAAAAAAGUGUACUGCCAGGUCCAUGUUUAGUCUUUUCCAAAGGCUCACUUAUCAAAGAGCAUAUUAACACAGGAUGAGCGAUAAAGCUCAAUCUGAAAACAGUUUUUAAGGGGUAAAAAUUAUAGGCAUUAAAAAAACUGACUUUAAUAGUGAUAGUCAUUGAAUAUUCAAAAUGUGCUAAGUGCUGUAUACAGUGCUGAUUGGGGCACACUUUUAAAAACUUUAAAAACCCCACACACAUUUAGGAAAUAAGUCAAUAUAUUUGAAAUAUUUUUAAAAAGUCAGUCCACCUGAGAUUCAAGGAGUUUUCAAAAUUGAAGUACUCUAAACAUUUUUGAUUAGCCGGGAACUUUGGAGGGGGGAGGGGGGGGAAAGCCAUUGAUUCUGGAGUAAAGAUCCUAAACAAAAUAAAAGAGAAGGUUGAGCUUUAGUGUUUUGUGUUUAGUGCCAAAUCCUCAAGGUCCAGUUCUUGGUCCUUAAAAGGUAGAGGUUUUCACUUUUUAAUAAUGUUCUAAAAAGGUUUCCCAGGUAUGAUUUCAGGGGCGCUUCAGAAGUGAAAAAUUGGAAGUAGAGUUCAUCACACCAAAUUUAAAUAACCUCGAAAGUUAAGGUUAAGCAGGAUGAUCCCUAAAUAUUUAAGGAAGAGAUGGCAUUUUCUAAGGGAGAGAAUAGAAAGCCAAAGAAUCGAUGGUGGGAUGGGUUUGCUAAAGUAUGUCCAGGAGUGUUCUUUCCUGCUUCCUCCUCACCGGCUUUACAUUUUUAUACCCGUCUCCCCAAUGUACGCUUUCACGUGAGGAAGGGCAAAUAGUAGACGCCUUGGGGCUCUAGUUUCUAUUUCCAGGAUAAUCAAUCGCCUUACCGGAGUGCACUAUUAAGUUUGGAAAGUGGGGGAAAAGCAAAAGCAAACGGAGAGUCGAGAGAGUCAGCCCCGGUGGAGUUGAUGGAAGAGCCCUUCAAAGAACCCAAAAAAAAGAAAAAGCGUCCUCACCUAAGCGUCUUUCCUACGUUAGAACCGAAGUUUUAACGUAGGAAAAGAGAGCCCUCCGAGAAGAAAAUGAAGCCCAGAGUGAGAGGGUGCGGGGGGGAGAGAGGGAGAGAGAGAAAGAGAGAGAGGAGUUAGCAGCAGUAUUAGCGGGAGCCUGGUGCUGCUGGUGUGUGUGAGCGGAGUGAGUGUGUGUUGCUUGUAGUCUGUCUCCUCUGGCUGGGAACUCCUGCUCCUGUCUCUCCCCCUCUCCCCCUGCUGCUGCCUGCUGCCUGCCAGCCCCUGAUGUGAUGGCGCAGAAACCCCGUUGACAAGGCACUGCUUUUUCAUGACGGAAACAAGUUAUGAGAUAAAACUAGCCAUGCAGUAAAAAGUCAACUCAGAGCUUGCGUUUUAGCGCUAUGUAUAAUUUAAUAUAAGAUCUACUGCCUUAGGAUCGAGGCAUUUAUUAUUUUUAUUGAAGUAUUCCAACCAGCACCCUACUGAGUUGUCAUGGAUGAUGAUGAUGAAUCCUGCCUCCUUGAUCUUAUUGGAGACCCACAGGCAUUGAAUUAUUUUCUACAUGGACCUAGUAGCAAAUCCAGCAAUGAUGACUUGACUAAUGCAGGAUAUUCUGCAGCCAACUCAAAUUCAAUAUUCGCCAACUCCACUAAUGCCGAGGCCAAGUCAUCCAUCAAAGGUGUGAGCAGCCAGCUUGGAGAAGGCCCCAGCGAUGGCCUGCCACUCUCCAGCAGCCUUCAGUUUCUCGACGAUGAACUGGGAUCUUCUCCUCUCCCCGACCUCAGUGAGGACCAACCCUUUGACAUCCUCCAGAAGUCCUUGCAGGAAGCCAACAUCACCGAACAGACGCUGGCCGAAGAGGCGUAUCUGGACGCCAGUAUAGGUUCUAGCCAACCGUUUGCACAAGCUCCACUUCAUCCUCCUUCAUCAGCAUCCUUUACUCAGGCCUCUAACGUUUCUAAUUUCUCAGGUCAGACGCUACAGCCUAUCGGGGUGACCCACGUGCCCGUGGUCCAGCAGCCGGUUGGAGCAUCGUUUGCAAGCAGCGCAGUCGGGGUGCAGCAUGGCUUUAUGCAACCCGUGGGGAUCAGCGUCCCCAGCCAGCAGUUGUCUAACAGUAGUCACAUCGGUGGGUCGGGGCAGAUCCAGCUGAUCGGUUCAUUCGGUAACCAGCCGUCAAUGAUGACCAUUAACAACCUAGACGGAUCGCAGAUCAUACUGAAGGGCAGCGGGCAGCAAGCCCCCACCAGUAUGAGUGGCGGGCUCCUGGUUCAUCGGCAAACCCCUAAUGGCAACUCGUUAUUUGGGAACUCCACCUCGAGCCCGGUCGCGCAACCCGUUACCGUUCCAUUCAACAGCACAAACUUUCAGACAUCUCUGCCCGUGCAUAACAUCAUCAUACAGAGAGGCCUAGCACCAAAUUCGAACAAAGUCCCUAUCAAUAUCCAACCAAAGCCUAUCCAGCAGACAGCUUACAACGUGAAUAAUUUGGGAAUCCAGCAGCAUCACGUCCAACAGGGCAUCCCCUUUGCGUCCGCCAGCUCGCCUCAGAGCUCGGUCGUCAGCCCCCACAUGUCAGUCAAUAUCGUCAACCAACAGAACGCCCGGAAACCGGCGGCCUCCCAAGCGGUGAGCAGCACAGGAGGCAGCAUCGUGAUCCACUCUCCCAUGGGACAGCCUCACGCGCCUCAGAGUCAGUUCCUCAUCCCGACUGGCCUAUCGGUAAAUUCAAACUCGGUUCACCACGUCCAGACCAUCAACGGGCAGCUUCUGCAGGCGCAGCCCUCCCCGCUCGUCCCCAGCCAAGUAUCCGCGGAGCAUGUGAUGCUGAACAGGAAUUCUUCCAACAUGCUCAGGACCAACCAGUCGUAUUCAGGGCAGAUGUUGAACAACCAGAACACUGCGGUCCAGUUAGUGUCCGGGCAGGCCUUCACGGCUCCCGGAAGCCAAGUGAUAGUCAAUCAUGGGUCCCCUCAGAUCGUCAGCGGGCAAAUGCCAUUGCAGCAGGCCUCGCCGACAGUGUUGCAUCUAUCACCCGGCCAAACCGGCGUUUCCCAAGGAAGGCCGGGCUUCACCUCAAUGCCGACUGGACAGCCCGCGGUCGCGAACGUGUCGGUACCCAACCGGUUCACCGUCGUGAGUUCUUCGGCCACAGUCCACCCCAGCCCGGGUUCCGCAGUUCAGUCCGUGGCAUCGGGAUCCAAUUUUACAGGAGAUCAGCUUCCGCAGCAGAGCAGAACUCCAGUUGCAGGCAGCGGGUCUCAUCGUCUUCCAGCGUCCUCUUCCAAAUCCACCAGCACCUUCAGCAGUACUCCGGGAGCAGGCCCCCAACAGCAUUUUUCUUUCUGCCAGACUCAGAAAAAAAGUUUGAACCAGACUCCCUCAGUUUCAACAUCAAAGACCCCCGAAGGCUUGAGGCAACCACAGAUCACUGGUCUCCCGAGUAAUACGUUGCCAGGUCAGGAUUCUGGAAACAAAGUUAUACAGCCGUCCUUAGGAUCAGCACAGCCACAGCAGGAAAAAGUAGUUGGAGCAUCACCUGUUCAGCAAAAUGUGGAUAGUCAUACAGUUGGACAGAAGAGGCCUGCAGCUAAACAGCUAACUAAAGGAGCUUUUAUUCUCCAACAGUUACAAAGGGACCAAGCCCAUGCAGUGACACCAGAUAAAAGUCAGUUCAGAUCACUAAAUGACGCAGUCCAGCGGCUGCUCUCAUAUCAUGUGUGCCAGGGAUCACCGCCAACUGAAGAGGAUUUAAAGAAAGUGGAUAGCGAAUUUGAAUCCGUGGCCACUCAGCUUCUGAAGAGGACUCAGGCUAUGCUCAACAAGUAUCGAUGUUUGCUCAUCGAGGAUGCCAUGAGAAUAAAUCCUUCUGCUGAGAUGGUCAUGAUCGAUAGAAUGUUUAAUCAGGAGGAGAGAGCAUCGCUGUCCCGAGACAAGCGCCUGGCACUAGUAGAUCCCGAUGGUUAUCAGGCGGAUUUCUGUUGUUCCUCCAAACCGCCAGACGCCGUCAGUGCUGAAACCCUGGGCAGCAAAAGCGAACCGCCUGGGAGCAGCAAAACCCUCAGCUCGCCCCACCCGACCUCCAAGGCCAGAGAGCGAGGCAAGCCCGCCCCGGCCGACUCCGCAGAUCGCGACAGACUUCAUAUAGUGCCUAAUCACAUUGCCGUCUCCCAAGAAGGAAGUGCUUCUAAGAAACCCGAGAGCCUCAGCAGAGCCCUGAAAGUCGACAAGUCCAGCCGCCCUCCUGACGUCCGGUACGGAAGCGGGUCUGACGAGAAGGUGUCCGGAAAAGACCGGGGCCGAGCCAGCGAACGCGCCCCGAGCCCUGAUGACCCUUCGAAAACCUUGUCCGGAUUAGAUCGCGUUACGGAGAACAAACCGUCCGGUGUCGCGAGCGACUCUCACUCAGAAGAGAUCCAGAACAAUUCCCUCCAAGACCAAACUCUGAGGAAUUCUCCAAAGAACGAGGUUUCCCCAACAGACAUCCCAAACAGACCCCGACCGGAUCUGACCCUCAAUAAGAGUUUAGAAACAACUUUCAAGAAUCUUUUGGAACUGAAAAAACCUGGGAAACAAAGUGACCCAGCUGGCAGUGGCUCUGUAGAUUUGGAUUUUCCCCAUUUUUCACCCCUGGCUUCCCAAGAAAACUGCCUGGAAAAGUUUAUCCCGGACCACAGUGAAGGUGUUGUAGAAACUGACUCCAUUUUAGAAGCAGCUGUAAAUAGUAUCUUAGAGUGUUAAAAAGGACAACACCAUGGGGGGGAGGGAGGGGGCUAAUCAUGUAUCUCCUAGCGGAAGCAAAUGGAAAAUUAUCCCCCUUUCAGCCCAGCUGAUCUGUCACAGUUCCUUUCUCAACUAGAUUCUGUUCUGUGUUUGAGAGCAAUACUCAUCGUGGUUACAGGGAAAUACCCCGUAAAGCUAAAGCUACUCCUUGUUAGAAAGCAGUCUGUGAGGGCUUACGCAAUCCGAGGCUUAGUUUAGGGUGAUGAUUAUGGUCUUUAUUUUAACACUGUAACUGAAUGAGAUUGCAGUUCACUCAGCCCAAGGUAAUAUGCUGACAAUCACGUGCUGUUGGAAAGAGCAGAUGAGAGCAAAUCAAAAGACUGAUCAAAGCCACUUUUUUUUUUUUGUUGUUCCAUUUUGUUUUGUUUAAAGUCCCACAGAUCUCCCAAUUGGAGGAUGUUUUAGGAAGGCCUUCCGUCUCCAGCCCCUGUAUCCCUCUGCACUGUGCCUGAGGGUCUGUGUGAGCCAGAUUCUGAAUCCAAAUGAUGCCAUCUGGCUUUUCCAAAGCUCUGGAGUCAAUGUUUAAGUGCUUUUCUGUUGCUCAUGGAGCGAGACCUUGUUUCUUACGGAAUCCGUAUCGGGUGAAUUUCAUCUACGGAAUGAUUUAUCCUCGGUCAUGCUAGGCCGAGUCCGAGAGAACAAAAAGCCUGUAAAAGGCAAAGUGUACAGGAGGCGGCCAUGAUUAUAUAUGUAAUAUACAGAAAUGCAUACAUAUGUUAUCUAUUGAGGAAAAAGUUUGGCGUCUUAUAAUUGGCUAGAGUCAACCCAAGUCUUUCUGAAGUAGUAUGUUUUUGUUUGGUUUUGAAAACAAACCAAGUGUUGUCAGAAGCACUUUUAUUUGAAAGCUGUGUUACGACAUUUGAAUUUCUACCUUUGGGGGGCUUGAGCCUCCAUCUGAGAAAACUCCAGGCCGUUGUUUUUGCUUGCUAAAGCUUCUUGCCGUCCAAGAGUUGGAGCCCCUGCCAGGAGCAGUUGUGAUUACCAAAAUACGCACAGACCAAAGUGACCCUGCUUACCCGUGGUUCCCAAAUCAUCUCAAAACAUUCUCUCCAUAUUUUUCAGCCAAAGUUGCCCUGGGAUGAUUUCUAUUUGGCCUAAGUGUGUGUGGAUGGGAAUAGAAUAUUGUGGCUCUGUUGUUUUUAAUUUUAAUUUUUUUUUAAUCUAAGCAUUUUUCCCUUAUUCCCCCUUCCCCCCAAUCCCCAUCUCUACUUCUCUUGCACACUUUGGUCCUCCAUGGUUUGUGCCCAAGAACACUCUACAGCAUCUGGAAUGGCUGCCACAUUGUAUGUCAGGGCAGAACUUAAGAGCUAACAUGAUCACAGCACUUUUCCUUCUCUCUGUCUAUUUCUCUCUAUCUCUCUUUCAAUCUCUGUCCCUCUCCUCCUUUUUGCAGGCCCACUCUGGUCUUCACUUUGCAUAUCUAACCACCUUCUCCAAUCUGCUCAUUGCCAUCAUAGGAACAGAGAAGAUGGUGGUGAACCAACUCUGGUUCUCUUCAGAUCCCCUUGAGUGGAAGGGGUGGUGAGGAGGUGCCGGGAGGGAAACCAUUCCAACCCCCAGUUUCCCCCUCGGCAGAUGAAGCUCCCAUUCCCCACCGGGUUCCAAGAGAAAACCAACUGAGGAAAGAAACAGUCUGACACAGGAAUCAAAGUAAGAAAAAUAAGGGCCAAUUUUGAUUGCCAUUUUUUAAGAAACUUGUGCCAAUGCCCAGGUGCAAAUUUGCUCUAAAUAUUGUAACAUGAUGAAGAAAAUUUUACUUUCUUGCCAGUUGUAAAUUUCUGUUUAGGCACCCUGGGUCAGGUCGGCCACCCUUCUCUUGGUAAUGGGGCUCAUUCUGCCUGGUUUAAGGGAGACUUAGUGAUGACCCCCAGAGUACCCAGGCCUGCUCCUCCAUGGAUCACAUGCGUUCCUGUGACCUUUUAGUAGGCUGACGGUAAAGCACAUGAGGGAUUUAAGUUCACUUGAAUUUUCUAGGAGGAAAUAUGUGCCUCGUUGCACUUUUCUCAACCCUCCUCAUUCUGGGUACCACCUCCAGGCAAGCUUGAGGAUUCCCUAGCACUUGUCUAGCAAAUGUAGAGCCCAAUUUACCCAACUGAAACUUGUAAAUUUUAUGUCCUAUAUGUAAGUUUACGUUUUAUGGGCUAUGAAUUCUAGAUAAUGACAAAUGAAGAUUAAGAAUUGUAUUUUAUUCUUUUUGAUUCCACACACACACACACACACACACACACGUCAGUUCCCCUCACUUGAGAACCCUUUGGGCUAAAUUAAGUGGAUUAGCUAACAUUCAGUUGUUGAGGUUCGUUCACUCUAACCUCAAUUUUAAGGACACGCAUAGUCAGUAACAAAAAAUCAUCUUUUGUUUUUUUGGUUGUGAAACAACCGUGGAUUUGUUAUUAAGCAUUUGAUUUUCCAUGUCUUUCAAACUGCCUGAUGUUAAAGGAGAGUUUAAACGGUCAAUUUCAGAAAAGGUUUUAAUUCUGGAGAAUCUAGUAUCAUUUGUCUGUUAGAUUAGGGAGGCCUUACAGACUGACUUGACUUAAAGAGGAUGUGUCACUUACUGUCAGUGUGGUAUGGACUUUAUUUGCUUAAAUACCUUCAUUUGUAUAGUCUGUCUCACUUGAAAUUGCUUUGUAUACAUUUUGUAAAAAUAUUUAUAAAAUGUUUUGUAAAAAAAAAAAAGUAUAACAAAUUGCAGUUUAUUUUGUUAUGUUGGAUAAAUACUGUUAAAAGAAACCAGUCAGUAACUAUAUUGUUAAUCCAUGGUUAGGAAAUGUUUAGUUGGAGAUUACAAAUUGAAACAACCAUUGCAAUACAGCCAAAGAUUUGGGAAAAA
This is a messenger RNA of Ornithorhynchus anatinus (platypus), 8543 nucleotides long. It is a transcript of the gene BICRAL, whose product is annotated as BRD4 interacting chromatin remodeling complex associated protein like. Gene Ontology annotation, cellular component: SWI/SNF complex. NCBI's taxonomy places the organism in Eukaryota, Metazoa, Chordata, Mammalia, Monotremata, Ornithorhynchidae. The record is from RefSeq and is a predicted model, not a curated record. The transcript is spliced from 13 exons. Gene Ontology annotation, biological process: positive regulation of DNA-templated transcription. Bases 2420 to 5668 code for a protein of 1082 amino acids.